UAUAACGAGCACUUCCACAGUAUUCCACGCGCGUAGCAAACAUUAGCUGAAUGUUUGCUUGCUUGCUUGGUAGCAACCUACUUCUAUAAACAUUCCAAUGAAUUAAAUGUGGCUUAGGUUAGAAAACUAAGAAACUGACGAAAUGAAUAGUCGAUUGCAGGAAAUCCGCGAGCGACAAAAACUUAGGCGGCAGCUUUUAGCCCAACAGUUGGGAGCUGAGAGUGCAGAUAGCAUUGGCGCUGUGCUUAACAGUAAAGAGGAACUUAAAGAAAUAGAAGAGACAAGAGAAAGGGCGUCAUUGGAUGAUUCUGCUCCUACCUCCAAGAAGAAGACAGUGACAGAGGGUGAUGACACUGAGGAAGAUGUGGAGGAACAAAAAGAUGAGGUUGAGGUUCUGCCGCCCGAGGAAAGCAACCCAUAUGAGGAAGUCUACAAGGACUCAAGUACAUUCCUUAAGGGUACACAGAGUUUGAACCCUCACAAUGAUUACUGUCAGCACUUUGUCGACACAGGCCACAGGCCGCAGAACUUCAUUCGCGAUGUCGGCUUGGCUGAUCGAUUUGAGGAGUACCCCAAACUACGAGAGCUGAUUCGACUGAAGGACGAACUCAUCUCCACUACCAACACCCCGCCGAUGUACCUGCAGGCCGACCUGGAACACUUUGACCUGCAGGAUUUAAAAAGCGAGUUUGAUGUCAUCCUACUUGAGCCUCCUCUAGAAGAAUAUUACAGAGAGUCAGGCAUCAGCCACACAGAGCGCUUCUGGACUUGGGAUGAUAUCAUGAAGCUGGAAAUUGAAGAGAUCUCUGCACUUCGGUCCUUCGUCUUCCUCUGGUGCGGCUCAGGUGAAGGUCUGGACUUGGGAAGAAUGUGUUUAAGGAAAUGGGGCUUCAGGCGCUGUGAAGACAUCUGCUGGAUCAAGACAAACAAGAAUAACCCAGGCAAGACAAAGACACUGGACCCAAAAGCAGUAUUUCAGAGGACAAAGGAACACUGCCUGAUGGGAAUCAAAGGAACAGUGCGGAGAAGCACAGACGGUGAAUUCAUUCAUGCCAACGUGGACAUCGACUUGAUCAUCACGGAGGAACCAGAGAUGGGGAACGUCGAGAAGCCCGUCGAGAUCUUUCAUAUAAUUGAGCACUUCUGUUUGGGCCGCAGAAGGUUGCACCUUUUUGGACGAGACUCUACCAUCAGGCCUGGCUGGCUGACAGUGGGACCCACUCUUACUAACAGUAACUUCAACCCAGAAAGUUACGCCGCACAUUUCGCUUUGCCCGAAUCCCACCUCUCCGGCUGCACCGAGGAAAUAGAGCGACUGCGACCCAAAUCGCCGCCUUCAAAGAUGAAGUCCGACCGUGGAGGUGGACCACCCAGAGGGGGCCGCGCUGGUCCGAACGUCGGGAGAGGUGGAGAGAGAGGUCGGGAAAGGAACAGACCAAACUUUCGCGGAGACAGGGGGGGUUUCCGUGGCCGGGGAGGAAUACACAGGGGGUUUCCCCCACGCUAGUGUAAUCUCCUGGCGCUAAUUCAAGGCGCUCUUUGACUUGACCGUACGCAAGUUGCUGCCGAUCGGGCCUCUAUGAUUGCCACCCGCGGGCCACAUUUGGAACCACCAGCACUAUCUAAUGUGCUCUCAUACGCAAGCUGCAUGUCUGCCUUCCUGACCAACAACUCCAUUGAAGUGUUUGGCCUCCAGCAAUGUGUCACUGAAAUUUGAGAAUCGUCCAACCUGAAAUAUUGUCUGAAUACACUGGAUAGACAGCAAUGUUCUGUCAAGUAUUCAUUCAACAUAUCAGUAGCCUAAGAGCAUAAUUCCUUUUGCAAUAUUUGAAUGUUUAAAAAAAAAAAAAAGUCCAGUUGCUUUGUUUUGACCUUUGCGGCUUCCUGUUAAUUGGACUGACAGGUUUUUUUUAUGAUUUUUUUUUUUCAUUUAGACACUGACAAUUAGAAAUGACUAGGGUAGUUAAGCCAUUAAGAUGAUAAAUAGCUAUUAGAAUUAUUUUGGAUUUUUUAAAAUCCAUCUCACAAUGACACAUUGUGCUGGCAAGAUUGUGUUCAAAUCCUAAAGCCAUUUUAAAUCUAAAAUUGAAAUCCGUGGGGAAAAAAACUCAAAGAACCUGACAGUUAUCACAUUUUAGUAAUGUAUAAUUUUAUUCUCAUUUAUGUCAAAAUAAACCUUUUUACAGUUC
Messenger RNA from Syngnathus acus (greater pipefish), 2189 nucleotides. Its product is annotated as N6-adenosine-methyltransferase non-catalytic subunit. Gene Ontology annotation, molecular function: mRNA binding. Gene Ontology annotation, cellular component: nucleus; RNA N6-methyladenosine methyltransferase complex. NCBI's taxonomy places the organism in Eukaryota, Metazoa, Chordata, Actinopteri, Syngnathiformes, Syngnathidae. The record is from RefSeq and is a predicted model, not a curated record. The transcript has 11 exons. The coding region runs from base 143 to 1507 and encodes 454 amino acids.